Messenger RNA from Oryza brachyantha (malo sina), 1545 nucleotides. RefSeq names its product mRNA-decapping enzyme-like protein. The transcript is spliced from 8 exons. Gene Ontology annotation, molecular function: enzyme activator activity; mRNA binding. Bases 105 to 1220 code for a protein of 371 amino acids. Gene Ontology annotation, cellular component: P-body. The record is from RefSeq and is a predicted model, not a curated record. NCBI's taxonomy places the organism in Eukaryota, Viridiplantae, Streptophyta, Magnoliopsida, Poales, Poaceae. Gene Ontology annotation, biological process: deadenylation-dependent decapping of nuclear-transcribed mRNA; positive regulation of catalytic activity; deadenylation-independent decapping of nuclear-transcribed mRNA.
GUUCCAGAAACAUCCUCCUCGCCAUUCCCAAGCUCCGCUCCUCUCCCGGCACUGACUCGAUUGCUGCUGCCUCAGAUCCAGCGCCGCCACCGCCGCAAGGAAGGAUGCCGCCGCAGCCGCAGCCGGCGACGGCGAACGGGGGGAAGGUCACGCCCAACCUGGCGAUGGACGCCGAGGGCACGCGGCUGCUCAACCUCACCGUGCUGCAGCGCCUCGACCCCGCCGUCGAGGACAUCCUCAUCACCGCCGCCCACGUCACCCUCUACGACUUCAACAUCGACCUCAACCAGUGGAGCCGCAAGGAUGUGGAGGGGUCACUGUUCGUUGUGAAGAGGAGCUCCCAGCCGAGGUUUCAGUUCAUCGUCAUGAACAGGCGUAACACGGAUAAUCUAGUGGAGGAUCUAUUAAGUGAUUUUGAAUAUGAACUUCAACCUCCAUAUUUGUUGUACCGUAAUGCUGCACAAGAAGUAAAUGGUAUUUGGUUCUACAAUCAACAUGACUGUGAAGCUGUUGCAAGUCUUUUCGGAAGAAUACUGAAUGCUUAUGCUAAAGUGCCUCCAAAACCCAAAGUGCCUUCCAACAAAAGUGAGUUUGAGGAGCUGGAGGCUGUGCCUACGUCUGCUGCCAUAGAUGGUCCCCUUGAACCUUCGCCAGCAACCACCACUUUAGUUUCUGAUGCUCCUAAUGAAUCCCUGGUUACUUACUUCACUAGCGCUGCUAGCAUUGCGAGUGUAUCAAAUGCACCAAUGGCUGGAAGGGCACAUCCAUCCUCUGAGAGUGUUGCCUCUUCCCAUGUGCCUUUGAUCAUUCCAUCUGCUGCUCCAACACACCAAAUACCCCCUCCUUUAGUGGGUUCAUCAGCUUCACCACUUCCCCUCCAUGACACUAAUGUUCAUACUGCCCAUGCAGCCAGUCUUGUAACACCAGCAUUUUUUACACCCCAGUCGUCUUCUUCUACAUCAGUGGUGCCUCCAGCUUCAUCUAUGAUGCCAACAGCACCACCUCUUCAUCCAACUUCUGCAACUGCUCAACGAGGGCAAUAUGGCACCCCCCUACUCCAACCAUUUCCACCACCAGCUCCACCUCCAUCUCUUACCCCUUCAUACAACGAUGGUCCUAUUAUUUCGCGAGAUAAAAUUAAGGAAGCCCUCCUGAGACUUGUUCAGAAUGACCAGUUUAUCGAUUUAGUCUAUCGGGAGUUGCAGAAUGCACAUAUGUAGACUGAUUAUUUAAGCCGUAUGGAGUUGUUUCUGUGACAAGAGUGCUUGUGUUAUUUGUGAGUUCUUUUUGUAUGCUUUAGUGCUGGAACCUCUGUAUAGCUGUUUCAUUGUGGUUAUGUAGAGUCCCUAUAGCAGUGGUUGGCAGUACUUAUCAUAUUCCUUAUUUCACGUACUGUCAAUGUCAUAGUAUAUUUAUGUAACAAAAGAAAUGGAAGUAAAACAGGACUUGUGUAUGGGUGCCAAGAGUAUCAUCUUUUUUCGUGUGAUUGACUGAGCUAUUUACCACCACGGUAUCAGGCUUUUCAUAGAGGUAUUUGCAUUGCUA